GAAUAAAGCUCCGGGCUCGGUGGUCCCCAGUACCAGUCCACUGUGUCCCUCAGCCUCUCCGUGGGAUCCCGCCCUCCCUCGCUCACUCUGCCGGGCCGCCCCGCUCGAUCGCCUAGCCCAAAAUGACAUCAGGAGAACCCCUGCAUGUGAAGACGCCCAUCCGUGACAGCAUGGCCCUAUCAAAAGUGGCAGGCACCAGUGUCUACCUCAAGAUGGACAGUGCCCAGCCCUCUGGCUCCUUCAAGAUCCGGGGCAUCGGGCACCUCUGCAAAACGUGGGCUGAGCAAGGCUGUGAACACUUUGUCUGCUCCUCGGCGGGCAACGCAGGCAUGGCGGCUGCAUAUGCUGCCAGGAGACUGGGCAUCCCUGCCACCAUCGUCGUGCCCAGCACCACACCUGCACUCACUAUUGAGCGACUCAAGAAUGAAGGCUCCACGGUCAAGGUGGUGGGUGAGAUGUUGGAUGAAGCCUUUGAGCUGGCCAAGGCCCUGGCGAAGAACAACCCAGGCUGGGUCUACAUUCCCCCCUUCGAUGACCCCCUCAUCUGGGAAGGCCACACUUCCAUUGUGAAGGAGCUGAAGGAGACCCUGAGUGCAAAGCCAGGGGCCAUCGUGCUGUCAGUGGGUGGUGGGGGUCUGCUGUGUGGAGUGGUCCAGGGGCUGCAGGAGGUGGGCUGGGGGGACGUGCCCAUCAUCGCCAUGGAGACCUUCGGCGCCCACAGCUUCCACGCCGCGACUGCAGCGGGCAAGCUCGUUUCUCUGCCUAAGAUUACCAGUGUUGCCAAGGCACUGGGUGUGAAGACUGUGGGAGCUCAGGCCCUGAAGCUGUUCCAGGAACACCCCAUUUUCCCCGAAGUUAUCUCAGACCAGGAGGCUGUGGCCGCCAUUGAGAAGUUUGUGGAUGAUGAGAAGAUCCUGGUGGAGCCCGCCUGUGGGGCGGCCCUGGCCGCCGUCUACAGCCGCGUGGUGCAGAAGCUGCAAGGGGAGGGGAAGCUCCGAGUCCCCCUGCGGUCACUAGUGGUCAUCGUCUGUGGGGGCAGCAACAUCAGCCUGGCCCAGCUGCGGGCCCUCAAGGAACAGCUGGGCAUGAAGAAUGGGCUGCCCAAGUGAGGACCCUUACCUACAUGUCCUCUCCUAGCCCAGGAGACCCCCAGAGGGGCUGGAGUUUUAUCCAGCAGCUCAUUGUAAAUAUUUUUGUUUGGUUGUGAGCCUGAGGCCCCUGGGCUGGCAGGUUAGCUUCUUGUUGUCAUAAGCCCACUGUGCAGAGGCUGGAAGGUCAGUGGCCAGUGAGGCUGAGAUGGGGCUCUUUGGCAUCUCUGUGACUGCUCUGUGCCCGUCCUUGGCCACUCUGCUGGAAUGACAACUGUCCACAAAUAUGCCAGGUCCCCAGAGCUGGGUGGGUGCGGUAGCCCUGCCUGAGCCUUUCCCCCUGGCAAGGUGGACAGGGCCUCAAUCCAGAGUUGAAGAACUGUCUUAUCCUUCCUUCCAAGAAGCCCAAUCCCCACAUUUACUUGUUUUUCUAAAAUGUAAGCUUUUUCAUUGAAAAUUAUGUAUUUAUGAAACCAACCAAGAGUCUUUUUCUCUGAGUUUUUCCAUUACCAGCUGCCCUCUGCCCUCCCCACCUCCCACCCGACCAAGUCUGCUCUCAGCCCGGCUCUCAACUGUGGGCAUACCUCACUCACCCCACUCACCACACCCCACAGCAAAGCCAGGGCCCGGACUCCAGCUGGGCUUGUGUGCUGGGAGGAGACAUCCUCGAACCACAGGGAGCAGAUGGCUAAACAAGAGGGACUCUGGGUGGGACAGAAGCUGCCUCUGUUGCAGGAAGAACCAGUGGCAGGCAGGUGAGGCUGAUCUCGCUCUGAUGAGAAAGCCUUCCUAUGAGUCAGAAUGAUUUCACCACAGACCCACGGAGAGGGGAAGGUGCAAACUGGCAUUGGACACCCACCUCUGGGACAGGGAAGGGGUGGGUAGACUUGAGGUCAAUGUCACACAAACCUUAAAAAAUGGAAUCUUCUCUUCCAACUAAAGCAGCAGCUGAAGGCCCAGUAUAAGAGACAAAGAGGAAUGGCAGGGGCGGACUCAAGGGCACGGAGGGAUGCCACACACACAUACCAACCACCACUCAGGAAUGUCCCCUCACCUCCUAUAGCAGCCUCUAGGGUGCUUUGGGGGGACCCCAAGUUCAAAGUGAAGUUUAAGAACCAUUCUGAUCUGCUUGGGCUUGUAGGCCCCCACCCCCCUAUAAAUGCUAGGGCUGCAAAGUUUCAAGGACGGAGUGGGAAACCCAUCCCAAAGCCACUUGGAGGCAGGCUGACCUGCAUGCCACUCAGGAGGGGCAGCACAUGCACCUUAAGAACCUGGGGCCAGUGACAUGAGGGAGGGCUGGUAGAGACGGGGAAUCAAGUCACCCACAGGGCCCCAGAUUCCCAAAAUCUGUUGGGAAUAGGAUUGCUUCUGUUUCCACUGUCCCCACCUGAGCCAAGCAUGAAACCCCAAAAGGGGCAAGGCACCCAGAGACCUCUGCCUGCUAGAGGAGGCGCCGCAGCAAUGCAGGCUGGGGCAGACUAGUGGCUAGAGCUUUGGCCUUUAGGGGAGUGCAGACCCACAGAUGGACCUGUAGCUGCCACCCCAAAGCUGAUGAUUGUGGGAAACUCCCAGCAUCCAGAGGCCAAGUGCAGCUGCCCCCAUAAUGUAGGUCAGCUGAAGUCCCAGUGUGGGGAAAACGGCACGAACUCCCCACACUCUGCUGUGUCAGCCUGGCUUCAUGACCAAUCCCACCUCCCAAGACACUGAAAGAGAGGCCAGAAUCAUUCUAGGGAAUAACUAGAGUGACCCUAGGCAAGUUCCACCACCCUGAGCCUCUGCUUGCUCUUCUGUCAAAUCGACAGGAGUGGCACACGGCAGAUGUUGAUCCCUGUUCCGCCUGUACUGUCACAAGGAGAUGGGGAAAGAGGGCUGGGCCCCAAUCCUGGCUCCGACGGGCCCAGGUCUGGAGACUUUGGGCACAUCACUUUUCCCUCCCCACAUCACCUUCCUCAUCUGCAAAACACAAGUGAAGAUCCCAGGCUCACCCUCCUAACAGGGCCGUCACCAGAACACUGAGACUUGGAGCAUGAAAAUGCUCUUCUAGGGAGUUGGGAAAUGCACUGGCAGGAAGUUAAGUUUUUAAAACCACAAGUUAUCAGUUCCCAGAUGGCAGGGGCUGUGAAGAUACAGUGAGGAGAAAAAGCAAAUCCAACCCUGGCCUCCAACUGUGCUUAAUUUUCUCCACAGCACUUAUCAGCACAUUAUAGCUGCACGUUUAUUUAUUUUGUUUGUUGUCUCCCCAAGGCGAACUUCUGGGGAGAAGGGAGUCUCUUUACCUUUUCUUACAAGGUACCCUGGGACCUAACAGCACCUGGUGUGAACUAGGGGCUUAGUAAGUAUUUGUCAAUGAAUGAAUAUUAGUGUGUGAGGCCCCAUGUGGGCUGCAUCACACUACCCAGGGAAAUGCUGUUCAUCAUUACCCCAUUUUACAGAUGAAGUAAUCAAGGCUCAGAGACAUUGAGCCCACAGCUAGUAAGAUGUGGAGACACGAUUCAAACCCAGUGCUUUCCACUCCCCAAAAGCACACAGGACUGGGAGCUAUGCAUAAGAGCAGACAGGGAGGGCGCCGUUUGUGUGGGUCCACACCUAGCGGGAACAUACAGGAUGGUGGGGAUGGUUAACAGGGCCCCAGGAGGACCCAGAACGCCUGGAUGGAUGGAGAGCUGGAUAGAUGGAUAUGGAUGGAUGGAUGAAAAAUGAAUAGACAGGUGGAUGUGGGCUGUCAAUGGAUGGAUGAGUAGAGGUGUGUAGAUGGAGGAUUGGGUGCAUAGAUGGAUGAGUGGGUGGGUGGACAAAUAGGUGGAUGGACAGAAGUUAGGCGGGUGGAUGGUUGGAUGAGUGAUAAAUGGAUGAAUAGGUGGAUGGAUGGAUGUUGGAUAGGUAGCAGCAUGGAAGAUGGAUGGACAGAUGGAUAUAGAUGGGUGGGAGGCUGUACAGAUGGACAUGGAGAA
Molecule: messenger RNA, 4039 nt
Organism: Nycticebus coucang (slow loris)
Lineage: Eukaryota; Metazoa; Chordata; Mammalia; Primates; Lorisidae
Gene: SDS
Product: serine dehydratase
Exons: 8
Coding region: 123-1109 (328 amino acids)
Biological process (GO): L-serine catabolic process; L-threonine catabolic process
Molecular function (GO): pyridoxal phosphate binding; L-serine ammonia-lyase activity; threonine deaminase activity
Source: RefSeq, a predicted model, not a curated record